Plodia interpunctella (Indianmeal moth) is the source of this 1789-nucleotide messenger RNA. RefSeq lists its product as uncharacterized. Gene Ontology annotation, cellular component: endoplasmic reticulum membrane. The record is from RefSeq and is a predicted model, not a curated record. NCBI's taxonomy places the organism in Eukaryota, Metazoa, Arthropoda, Insecta, Lepidoptera, Pyralidae. The transcript has a single exon. Bases 1 to 1680 code for a protein of 559 amino acids. Gene Ontology annotation, biological process: dolichol-linked oligosaccharide biosynthetic process; glycolipid translocation.
AUGGGGCGUAAUCUAUUGAUGAGUAGUUUGGAAAAUGCAUCUUUCAAUAUCAUAUUCCAAAUAAUGUUCCGUUGUGUCACAUUUGUUAUAAACGCCUGGGUAAUCAGAAAUGUAGGACAUGAGGUGUUGGGCAUAAUGAAUGUUAGGUUGCUAUUGUUAGAAAGUACUAUAUUGUUCCUAAGCCGUGAGCCUUUUAGUCGUGCUUGCAUGGGACAGAAAGAUGAAUUAAGCUGGACUCAUAUUAUUAAUCAAAUUUGGCUCUCGGUGCCUAUCAGUUGUGUGUUAUCAGUCAUCUUUGUUUACAUCUGGUUGAAUUGGCUGCCACUGAGCAGCCCGGAACACAUUUAUCAGUAUACUAUUGGUUGUUGGAGUGUUGCCUUGUCCUGUAUCUUGGAGUUGUGUGCUGCCAACAUGGCACUCAUUGCCCAACUAUUUUGUUUUAUAAAACUGAAGGUUGCCCUGGAUACUUUGUAUAUUUUCACAAGAUCGGUAUUAUUUGUAUCAAUUAUUAUCUACAACCAGUCUUUUGCACUUAUAGCAUUUUCUGUGGCACAAGUAGUAAGUAUAGGAAUAAUAGUGUUAUUAUAUUAUACUUUCUUUUACUGGUACAUCAAAAAUAAACCUCUAUAUGCAAAGGGUGCUCUGAAGAGCAAGUUUAUUCCAGAUGUAGUUUUGCAGAGAUUGUAUAACAAUAUGGAUGACUUCCAAUUUACAUCAUUGAAAGAUUUCAUGCCUAAAUAUUUAGGAUCUGUUAAUUCAACAUUCAACAAAAAGCUAAAUACCCUUACUGUAAGUUUCGCAAAACAAGGUAUUGUGAAGCAAUUGUUGACAGAAGGAGAGAAAUAUGUUAUGUCAAUGAGCCCAGUCAUGUCUUUUUCUGAACAAGCUACAUAUGAUGUAGUGAAUAAUCUGGGAAGCUUAGCAGCCAGGUUUAUUUUUAGACCUAUUGAGGACAGCAGCUAUUUUUACUUUACACAGAUGGUGAGUAGAGAAUUACCAUUGCAUAAGCAAGACCAACACAAAAUUCAAGAGUCAUGCAUGGUAUUGUCUCAGAUUUGUAAAACUGUAGGAUCAAUAGGUUUGUUAGUGUUAGUGUUUGGACAAAGUUAUGCACAUACUCUGCUGCUGUUGUAUGGUGGCGACGCAUUUGUAGCCAGCGGGUUGCCUGUGCAGCUGCUGAGGAGCCAUUGCCUGGCCAUAGUUUUGCUGGCCAUCAAUGGAAUUACAGAAUGUUACACUUUUGCUACAAUGACGAGUGCAGAACUAAAUAAAUAUAAUUACUGGAUGGUUUUCUUUUCUAUAUGCUUUUUGAUAUUAUCAUAUGGUUUGACAUAUAUUUUCGGGCCUGUAGGAUUUAUUAUUUCUAAUUGUAUCAAUAUGUUCGCUAGGAUAUUGCAUAGUAUACACUUUAUAAAUCAUAAAUAUAGAGAUACCGGCUACCAGCCAUUAGAAGGACUAAAUGUUGGCAAGUUUUUUCUUAUAACAUUGUUUAUUGCCGGAUGUAUUUGUAAGAUUUCAGAAAAUAAAUUAUCUAGAAGUUCAAUAAUACUACAUAUCGCUAUUGGAGCAGUGUGCGUGUUAUGCGUCCUUCUUGCCUGGGGUUACGAGAACAGGAAACUUGUUAUAAAAAUGUAUAAAAAAAUGAUGAACAUUCAAGACAAAAAGGUAUCUAGUGACUAGCAUUCAAUUAAAGUUUUGUAAAUUGUAUAAUAUAGAUUUUAUUUGUAAGUUUGUCAAUAUAGUUACUAUUAUAUGAAUAAAAAAAAAUAUAACUUAACAUUGAGUAAAA